This is a messenger RNA of Carassius carassius (crucian carp), 1967 nucleotides long. RefSeq names its product homeobox protein CDX-1-like. Gene Ontology annotation, cellular component: nucleus. The transcript has 3 exons. Bases 257 to 1018 code for a protein of 253 amino acids. The record is from RefSeq and is a predicted model, not a curated record. Gene Ontology annotation, molecular function: DNA-binding transcription factor activity, RNA polymerase II-specific; RNA polymerase II transcription regulatory region sequence-specific DNA binding. Gene Ontology annotation, biological process: regulation of transcription by RNA polymerase II; cell differentiation; animal organ morphogenesis. NCBI's taxonomy places the organism in Eukaryota, Metazoa, Chordata, Actinopteri, Cypriniformes, Cyprinidae.
CUAUACUCAUAGGUUUACAUUCAUUCGUGGGGAACUGGAACAUCACCCAGAUUCGAUUCCGUGGCGUGGGAGGGUGAGCAUCAUGAUCAUAAACGUGACGUCAGCAUCGCACCCAUUAGCAGCCACCGAGGCUGAGGGUUCAGAGAACCUGGCCAGGUAGAGGAACCGUCAGGUUGGUUAUAGGGAAACCUGGGUCUAAGGAGCCAAGAUCAAUUGUUUGGGUGCAUAUUAUGCACUGGAGUCAUCAGGCGGAAACAUGUACGUGAGUUAUCUCUUGGAGAAGGACACCAGUAUGUACCCGAAUUCCGUAAGACACCCAACCCUAAACCUGAACCCUCAGAAUUUUGUCCCCACACCUCCUCAGUAUCCAGACUUCACAGGAUACCAUCACGUCCCUGGAAUUAGCAGCGACCCUCACCACAGCCAGACAGGAGCCUGGAAUCCCGCGUAUCCUCCUCCGCGAGAGGAAUGGACACCUUACGGGCCGGGAACCGGACCUUCGACCUCGAGCACAGGUCAGCUGGGCUUCAGUCCUCCAGAGUUUUCGUCUGUUCAAGCGCCUGGCCUUCUACCAUCCUCCAUAAACACAUCAGUCGGUCAGCUGUCGCCCAACUCUCAGAGACGGAACCCCUACGACUGGAUGCGUCGGAGCGCGCCGCCGCCAAACUCAGGAGGGAAGACCAGAACGAAAGACAAAUACCGGGUGGUGUACACGGAUCAUCAGCGUCUGGAGCUGGAGAAAGAGUUUCAUUACAGCCGUUACAUCACAAUAAGAAGAAAGGCAGAGCUGGCGACAGCCCUCGGUCUGUCAGAGAGACAGGUGAAGAUCUGGUUCCAGAACCGGCGUGCAAAAGAGAGGAAAGUCAAUAAAAAGAAGAUGCAACAGCCUCAGCCGGCAUCCACGACCACACCGACCCCCCCUGGUUCAGCGCUGCCUGGCAGUGUCCCCAUGGUGUCCAGCAGCAGCAGUGGCCUGGUGUCACCAUCUAUACCAAUGACUAUCAAAGAAGAGUACUGAAGACGGGCAGACUAUGACUGUUAGCUGUUUUUAUAGAGAGCCCUUUCACACUUUUACACACAGAGUACUUUCAAAUCAACCCAUCAAUGAAAACACAACACGAAUGUGACAACCGUGACAAAGACUGUGAAAAAAUAGGAAUAAAAAGUAGUCAAGAAGCAUUGAAAAGUAAUGCAGCAACAUUUGAAGUACACAUGAAUCUGAAAGGUUGCAUGUGUAAUAUAACUCCGGUCAUGUCGGUUUCUUUAUUCCUGCUGUUGUUUCGCUCAUCGCUGUAAACUUUAAUACGUUUUGAGAUUGUAAAAGUGAAUUCAAAUAACUGUAUAUUUCUAAAGUAGUUUGCAUUAAUAAAAUAUAUGUUUUAUUGUGGCAAAGUGAUUCAUUUCAGACUUCAGCUGAGGACAGCCAUCCAUUUUCAUAUCUGUCAACUCGUGUCUUCCCACAGAUAUCAGAAACCGAGCUGUUCGUGUCCAGAACUGAUUUGUCAGUUUUCAUAUUCACUUGAGGGAGACUUUGAGGGAAAUGUCAGAUGUGUUUUAUCAGCACUUCAUCGAGAUCGGAGAAGAGCGGCUAGCGUGCGAGUGAAUAGACGGCACUCGAGCAGGAGCUGGUGCUGUUUGCACAGUGUAACGGCAUCGCUGGAUAAGAGACGAGUGCACACUGAGGAACUGUGAGCUAUUUCAUUAUCAAGCACACUCUGGACUCUCUUAUCAUCGGUGUGACAGAGAAGCUCAGCUUGACGGGCAGUACAUAUCUCCUCUAUGGCGUCGCCGCAACAGGACCUGUUUUAUGACCACGUUAACAAAGCCAGGGUGUGGCGUCCAAAGGCCGAGGCGAAGGACUGUUGAGCAAACAAUAUGCAUCUGUCUGCAUACAUGUCCAUUCACAGAGAGUGUCCAUAUGUCCAUACUGAACCUUCAUCUUCAUCUCUGCGAACGGUGUAUUUAGU